Messenger RNA from Saccostrea cuccullata (small rock oyster), 3039 nucleotides. RefSeq names its product protein mono-ADP-ribosyltransferase PARP15-like. Gene Ontology annotation, cellular component: nucleus; cytoplasm. The record is from RefSeq and is a predicted model, not a curated record. Lineage: Eukaryota; Metazoa; Mollusca; Bivalvia; Ostreida; Ostreidae. Gene Ontology annotation, molecular function: NAD+-protein mono-ADP-ribosyltransferase activity; NAD+ poly-ADP-ribosyltransferase activity; transcription corepressor activity. Gene Ontology annotation, biological process: negative regulation of gene expression; protein poly-ADP-ribosylation. The transcript is spliced from 13 exons. Bases 185 to 2314 code for a protein of 709 amino acids.
AUGUGAUACAAAGUACAAAGAUGGAAUAGAUCCAGGGAAGGUAGCCAUUACAAAGGGAGGCAACCUCAGGUGUAGACAGGUGUAUCAUGGGACGAUCAAAAGAUGGGACCAUUGGAAAGGGGAUGCUCUUGGGAAGCUAACAGAUUUUGUAAAAGAAUGUCUUAGAGUAGCAGACUUAAACCAGAUGAGCUCUAUUGCCUUCCCAGCCCUAGGUACAGGCAGACUGGGCUAUCCUCCAGAACUAGCUGCCAAGACAAUGUUCAGAUGUUGUAGAGAAUUCCACAGUAGAAAUAGAGACACCAGUCUAAAGGAAAUAUUAUUUGUGAUUUUCUACAAAGACGCAGACAUUCUUGAGGCAUUCAAAAAAGAAAGUGAAAGUGGGGGUGCAGAGACAGGACGUCCUGAAUACAACAGACACAGGAGAGAGAGAAUACCAUCCUCAGAUACAGCGAGUGGUGAUGGAAGGAGGAAAAUAAAUAAACUGAACGUAGAGGUCAGACAAGGGGACAUAACUAAGGAGAGAACUGACGCCAUUGUCAACAGUAUAACGGGAAGUCUGGAUUUAACUAAAGGUGCUGCCUCUAAAGCCAUUCUAAAUGCAGCUGGAGACAGAAUACUGACUGAAUGUAACAGGGGAGCCCAGUCUUUCUCAUCAGAAGGCUAUGUUGUUACAUCAGGAGGGAGGAUGGCUUGUAAGUACAUCAUUCAUGUGAAGGCUCAAAGAUCAGCUGAGGAAUGGGAGCGAAUGGUGGCCAAGGCACUGGCUCAUGCUGAUAAGACAGGGUGUAGGUCCAUAUCCUUCCCAGCCCUAGGAACAGGAGUGAGAAACAGUGAUCCUGCAGAUAUUGCCAAACACAUGUUUAAAGCCAUGAGGAAGUUUUCACCGGAGAAUCUGGAGACAGUGCGGGUGAUUGUAUUCCAGAGAGACAUGGUGUCAGUAUUCCAGUCCUCUCUGGAUAACCUACCCCAAGGGCGUUUCACACAGUUGAAGGAUUUUGUCACUGAAAAAAUCAAAGAUGUCAUUGGGUCAGAUGAGGAAGAAGAUGAUAAUAAUACAAGCAGACCAUGGCGUGGACAUAACAAUCAUGGCCAUGGAUAUAGAGGUCAAGGACAUGGUCAAGGUCACAAUGAUGAAAGGAUAACUUUCCUGAUUCUCUCUAACUCUAAAGAAAACAUCAAUAAAGCCAAAAUUAACUUGGAAAGAAUACUUAAGAGUGAAUUUGAAAGGAAAGAAAUUGAUGUGUCAAAAUACACAUUUAGUAAUAGCCAGAUUGACGAAAUUAAAAGACUCGCAAAAGACACUAAAAUCAUAGUCAAAGAAGGAAAAAUUGAACUGCAGGGAACAACAGCAAAUGUAAAUGAAGCAGCUGUAGCUAUUUAUCAAUAUCUACAUGAGGUUAAGGACAAAGAGAGUGCUAAAACAGUCCAGAAAUAUGUCAAAUGGCAGUACGAAUCCGCACCUGAUAAAUGGUACACAUUUAGGGACGACGUCAAUUUACAGAUAGAGAAUGCGCAUCAGGCCAGAAAGGAUUCCUGUACCGUUAAAGACAACACUGGAACUGAAUAUGUUAUUGACUUUAAAAAGAUGGAGGAGCAUGAGAAAAACAAUUCUAGGAAGAAGUACAAGAUCAAACGAGUAGAUAAGGGUGCUUCCUCUGUUGGACUGCCAGCCAAAUGGGUUCCUAUGAAGAAUCACCAGACUAUGGUUGAGAUCACCUUAAAACCUGGGGACAACGAGUACCAGCUAGUCAUGUCAAAGUUCAAGGCCUCUAGUCAAGGAGCUGUCUCAGUGUCUGAGAAAUUAUACAGGAAGUUGAAGACUCAGUUAUCAGCUUCAUACGAGAUGUCAGACAUUGUAGAGAUACGAAGAGUGCAAAACCCAUAUCUGUAUCAACAAUACGCUGCAAAAAGGAAGGAAAUUCAAGUGAAGAAUAAAAAAGACCCUGAGCAAUGGUUGUGGCAUGGGACCUACCCAGAAACUGUGGACAAAGUGAUUAAUAAUGGAUUUAAUCGAAGCUACUGUGGGCGACAUGGUACGUCAUAUGGAGCUGGUGUCUACUUUGCAGUGAAUGCUUCAUACUCCCUCGGUUAUUGUAGAGCUGACUCUAACGGACACAAACACAUGUUUUCCGUCCAAGUCGCCACUGGUGAUGCUUGUCCUGGAAGUAGUAGCAUGAAUGUACUUCCACCAAAAGGAGGCGCAGGAAGUCAUGUGACUUACGAUUCCGCCUCUGAUAAUCCUAGCAAUCCUGUGAUGUACGUGAUAUUUCAUGACAGUCAAGCUUACCCAGCAUAUCAUAUAAUCUUCAAAUAAUUCAGAAGGCUUUACUUUCUAAUAGGUAUACGGAAAACGCAUAAAGUGCAUGGAUCAUUAUGACAUGUCUAGUGCAAUUAUCAUUGCAGAUUUCACUUAUUAUUAACUAUUUUCAAUAACAUAUACUGUAAUUGAAAUCAUAAUAUAUGAAAAAUGUCAUCAAGUAAAAUGAGUUCUUAGAAAAAUCACUAUGUGCAUUUAAAGCCGCUUGGUCCGAUUCUAAUCGCUAAAAAAUAUAUUCGUUUUUCUUCUUGAAAAAUAAUUGUCCAUAAAUUAUUUUAACUUUUGUCAAAUUAUAUCCCCAAAGUCUUUUUCUUUUUAAAGAUAUCAAAAUUCAAAAGUUUAAAAAAUAAUUUUUGUUAGGUCACACAAUAAAUAAUCCUUUGUUGACAUUGCGUGAAGUCAUCUUCGAAAAAUUAAAUUUAUCGCUUACAUGUAUAACUCGUGAAGAACAAACCCGAGCAUUUUUUCCACAACAAAGUGUACAAAGGCAAUAUUCUAAACCCCCUUUUUUCCUUUAUUCUGUAAAUAUGCAUAUUAAUAUAAAAAUUACUAUGGAUUAUAUUCAAUUAAUUCCUUAAUUUUUAAAAGAUAUAUCAUGACUUGGGAUUCUACUAAUUGAAAAAAAUAAUCGGGUUUGAAUUCUCUUCAUAAUUAGAUAUAUCCGAUAAAAGUAUUUUUUUUCAAAGGUGACUUCAAAACAGAUCUUAACUUCCUGUCAGAAA